Molecule: messenger RNA, 2229 nt
Organism: Musca domestica (house fly)
Lineage: Eukaryota; Metazoa; Arthropoda; Insecta; Diptera; Muscidae
Product: diphosphoinositol polyphosphate phosphohydrolase 2-like
Exons: 4
Coding region: 1683-2186 (167 amino acids)
Biological process (GO): diadenosine hexaphosphate catabolic process; diadenosine pentaphosphate catabolic process; diphosphoinositol polyphosphate metabolic process
Cellular component (GO): cytoplasm; nucleus
Molecular function (GO): diphosphoinositol-polyphosphate diphosphatase activity; bis(5'-adenosyl)-hexaphosphatase activity; endopolyphosphatase activity
Source: RefSeq, a predicted model, not a curated record
AGUCGACUUGUAUAGCCCUAUUUUUCAGCCGGUGAGCUGAGCAAUUAAGAAAUUAAUUUAUUUUUAUUUUGUGUUCCGCGAUAAAGAAAAAUAUUCCACGAAAAUAGUGAAAGUCGCGAGCUGCACUAAAUUAUUGACUUAUAACAAACAUUACGACAAACUGAGGGAUAUUGCAACGUGAUAACAAACAAUUCUAGUGUCAACAACGUGGAAACGAACCUCUGCGACGACCACAAAUAAAAAGGAUCCAACCCAAAAGUGUGGCAUAGUUCGACUAAUUAUGCAAAUGAAAAGUGGUUCGCUGGCGAAAAAAACGGUUACAACCCACGGUGAUUAGAUACGUGACAAUAACGCAGUAGCCCUAAACAUUCACAAAUUCCAGAAUUUUAGCACUUUUGAAUUUUUUAAGGGUUCAAGAAAGGGAAGACCUCUACGAACGAAUCCAUCACCUACUUCUUUGAAAAUGUGGCGUUUGAGUUAUUUGUUAUAAAACAGCUGUUUCUGCUUCGGAGGCAAAAGAAAAGAAGAACCACCAUCUUUGUUUCUUUUGUGGUACACAUAUACCAGAGAAAAAGUCUCGUCUUUGUGAGGUGUCGGUCGGCGCCCGUUCUCCCGUCAAUAACAUUGCAUCGUCUGACGCCCCUCUGCCAUUGUUGGUCGGUCGGUCGUCACAUCGUCGUCUUUGUGGUCGUUUUGCACCUACUCUCCGCACUUCUUCCCAUCACCAGAGGACGUUGUGUCGUCGCGCAAUUUUUUUUUUGCAAAAAAUACAACAACUGCAAAGACGUCAAAUUGUAAAUGAUUGUGGUGGAGACGGCAAAGUAAGAACAAAACAAGUUAAAUAUUGCAAAAAAAAAAAAAAAAAAAUAGAAAAAACAACACACAAGAAUUUAACAAAAAUAAAGCGAAAAACAGCAGAGACCAGACAGACAGAAUUUCAACAACUGUCUGCCCAGAAAACAGCAACAAUCUACGCUGCUUGACCCACAGUAACUCUUGCAGCUGUCUAGCCACCCAGCCGAUAAAACAGCAACAAAAACAAAACCAAAAUGCUCUACGUGCAAAGCUAACUUCUUCCUCCCAAGCGCGCCCAGCAAUAACAACAAUAUUAUUAUUUUUACUUUUCCAAUUUUGUUUGAAUUUUAAUUUGUCCUCCUACUACAUUAUAUAUUCUACAAAUUCAACAUUUUUACACCAUAAAUUGGGCAUAGACGACAGUGAAACUUCCUUCCUUCAUUUUGGACACAUUCUAGACCGCAGCUACUAAUACUUUCCCAAACGAAAGAGUUGACUUAUUUUUGCUACAUUUCUUUCCAUCAUUAUCCGUGUGAUUUUCGUUGCUGUUCAAUAUUGCCAUCGAACCUGAUUCGUCUUGAUUUUAUUUCGUCAUCAUAAAUCCAGCUAUCAUCCAACAAGCUGCAAGCAUAUGCGUGGGAAGUUAAUCUCCUUGUAGAGAAACAGUUGUUAAUCUUAAUUUAGAACGCUCUACCACAUACCAACAUAGCGGGCAGGCUGUCCGAUAGCAACACCCACAGUAGUACUUGUCGAUAAUUUGUCAGGAAGAAGCCUUCAAUCUUAAAUAAAAACAAGCAACCAACUUUAGCCCGCCGUUAUAAGGAACAACGCUUAAAGUUCUUAAAACAAAACGCAUCUAUUGUUUAUUUAAAAAAAAAACAACCAAAAUGGUAAAGGAAAAACCAAAUUCCACACGUAUCUACGAUAAGGAUGGAUUCCGUAGACGUGCCGCCUGUAUUUGUGUCCGUUCCGAAGCAGAAGCUGAGGUUUUGCUUGUUACGUCUUCUAGACGCCCUGAACUUUGGAUUGUGCCAGGUGGUGGCGUAGAACCCGAAGAAGAACCUUCGGUAACGGCUGUUAGAGAGGUGUUGGAGGAAGCCGGUGUUAUGGGCAAAUUGGGCAGAUGUUUAGGGGUAUUUGAGAAUCAGGAUCACAUGCAUCGUACAGAGGUUUUCGUUAUGACCGUUACCAAAGAACUGGAAGAAUGGGAAGAUUCACGCAGCAUUGGACGUAAACGUCAAUGGUUUUCCAUCGAUGAUGCCCUGACACAGCUGGCUCUGCAUAAACCAACACAACGACACUAUCUAAUGCAAUUGCGACAUUCGAAAAAUAACUCAAAUGUCAAUUCGACAACAAGUUCUCCAACAACAGCAGCACCAACCUCAGCAUAAACGUCGUGUAUAGAUACCUCAUUUCAAUUUUUCUGAAACAAAA